UGUCGGAUUUGUCCGCGCGCUGGUCGGUUCCUGCCUGCGUAAACACCAGGGAAUUGAUUGACGUAAGCUACCCCACGGGGCGCCGUGGGCAGGCCGAGGCUACCGUAUUGAAGUUCGGCUAUCUACUCCUCUCUGGACUUGAAUGCCAGACACCGGCAGGGGAAACAACGACGCAUACCCACCCUGGAUUGAUCACAACCACCCGCCAUGUCUCGAAUCUUCCGCAGGUUUGCCUCGUCAGCAUCCGGCAGCUCGGCGGCGGACGCAGCCAAAGAGAUCUUGCAGCGAUAUGGCGGCAAGCCCGUGUCCAUUCGCGAACAAUUAAUCGACGCCAACCACGCCCGACUGCUCAGCGUCACCCUAGGCCGGAGGAAUCUCCACGAAAAGGUAUCUCUGGACAUCGAUGGCGCGCCCGUAGAUGGCACGCCGCUGCCCCCCGGCUAUCAUUUCAUCUACUUCACUCCGACCAUGCAUGAACAGGACCUGGGCAUUGACGGGACGGAUAAGACGCUCAACCCCCUGUCGCCAUGGACCAGACGCAUGUGGGCCGGUGGCUCAAUGGAAUGGACGCAGGACCCCAAGGAAAUCCUCCGGAUUGGACAGAAGGUCAAGGAGACCACGGAGAUUACGUCGGCAGAGGAAAAGACGAUGAGGAGUGGAGACUCGAUGAUUCUUGCCGGCCUCGUGAAGACGUAUGAAAACGAGCACGGUGUUGCCUUGGUUGACCGCCGAAACUGGGUCUUCCAAAAGGAACACACCGAAAGGAAGGAGCCACCGCCGAAGCCGCAAGAGAAACCUCUGCCUGAAGGCACGUACUCCCGCGAUUUUUGCCCAUCGGAUGUCACGCUGUUUAGGCUGUCGGGCUUGACCUUCAACGCGCACAAGAUUCACUACUCCCUUCCAUGGUGUCGGGAGGUCGAAGGGCAUCGUAGUCUUGUUGUCCAUGGGCCUUACGCCUUAUUCGGAAUGUUGGACCUAUACCGAGACACACGCGCCAAGGACGACCCCGAACGCUUGCCCAAGUCGAUUUCCUACCGAGCCAUGACGCCUCUGUACGUCAAUGAGCCGUUUAGAGUCAUUCUGGAGCAAGACUCUGAUGGUCAAGGCAAGUGGACAAUCCAGAGCCAUGACUCGUUUGGAAAAGUGGCGUCGAAAGGCACCAUUACGGAGUAGAUAGAAUCUCAUCGAUGCU
Molecule: messenger RNA, 1192 nt
Organism: Neohortaea acidophila
Lineage: Eukaryota; Fungi; Ascomycota; Dothideomycetes; Mycosphaerellales; Teratosphaeriaceae
Exons: 3
Coding region: 208-1173 (321 amino acids)
Cellular component (GO): mitochondrion
Molecular function (GO): (3R)-hydroxyacyl-[acyl-carrier-protein] dehydratase activity
Source: RefSeq, a predicted model, not a curated record